Molecule: messenger RNA, 1083 nt
Organism: Mixia osmundae IAM 14324
Lineage: Eukaryota; Fungi; Basidiomycota; Mixiomycetes; Mixiales; Mixiaceae
Exons: 6
Coding region: 1-1083 (360 amino acids)
Source: RefSeq, a predicted model, not a curated record
AUGGCCGAGCUCACACCGUUCGGGUCGGCGCUAGCAGGAGCGUUUGGCGGUGUCAUCUCAAACUCGAUUGUCUACCCUCUUGAUACCGUCAAGACCCGCAUCCAAGCAGAUGCGAAGUCGACCGGCAGCACGGUACCGCCCCCGUCAGUCAAAAGAGACAAUGCUCCCCGACGGUUGCACGGUCCAGUCAGGCCGGGCAUGCGCCUCGUUUUCAAACAGAUCCUCAAGGAGCAGGGCAUCGAGGGUUUCUACAGAGGCUUCUCGGCCAGCAUGCUCAACACGUUCAGCAUGCAAUUUGCAUACUUUUACUGGUACACUCUCGUCAGACAGAGCUACGUCAAACGUAUCUAUCCCACUUUGCCAGGCACCCCCAACACGCCUCCGAAAGCACUCGGUACUGCGCAACUCACACUAGGUGCCAUCGCUGGCGCUAUCGCACAGCUCUUCACCAUCCCAGUCUCAGUCAUCGCAACACGACAACAGCUCGAAAUCUUCAGCACCCACCGCACCUUACUCGAGACUGCCUCCGACAUUCUCAAGGACGACGGCAUAUCAGGCCUAUGGCGUGGACUCAAGCCCUCCCUCAUUCUCACCGUCAAUCCCGCUAUAACCUACGGCAUGUUUGCUCGCCUCAAAACGGCCCUUCUCGGACCAGAUGGAAAGAUGACACCAGGCAAAGCGUUCAUCAUUGGCGCGCUCAGCAAGACACUGGCGACCGUCGUCACCUUUCCCUACAUCAUGGCCAAAGUCAGGCUGCAGGCCAAGUAUGACGAUGAUGGCGAGAUUGCUACGCCGCCUCCCACACCACGCGGCGGCGCAGCCAGUCAUCCGAGCUCAGCAGCCAAAGCAUUGCAGAAGAGACAAAAGAAGAAGGACAGAUAUACUGGCGCUUUCGAUGUUCUUGCGCAGACCUACAAGGCCAAAGGUCUCGCCGGAUGGUAUCAGGGCAUGCAAGCGCAAAUUAUCAAGGCAGUGCUCUCGCAGGCGCUGCUCUUUGGCAUCAAAGACAUGCUUGAAGCCUACACGAUCGCCCUCCUUGCAGCGUAUGGCCGCGUUCGGGGCCAUCAGAUUGGACUUGCAUGA